Messenger RNA from Grus americana (Whooping crane), 2084 nucleotides. It is a transcript of the gene MZT1, whose product is annotated as mitotic spindle organizing protein 1. Gene Ontology annotation, cellular component: gamma-tubulin ring complex; centrosome; interphase microtubule organizing center. The coding region runs from base 68 to 286 and encodes 72 amino acids. The record is from RefSeq and is a predicted model, not a curated record. Gene Ontology annotation, biological process: gamma-tubulin complex localization; mitotic spindle assembly; microtubule nucleation by interphase microtubule organizing center. Lineage: Eukaryota; Metazoa; Chordata; Aves; Gruiformes; Gruidae. The transcript is spliced from 3 exons.
AAGCCGUUAGUGCGGUGUGGCGCUUGUUCCGCUUCCGGGUGGGAGGUGAGGGCGGCGCGGGGUCGCCAUGGCGAGUAACGCCGCCAGCCUCAACGCGGUGCGGGAGACGAUGGAUGUUCUGUUUGAGAUUUCAAGAAUAUUGAACACUGGUUUGGAUAUGGAGACGUUGUCUAUUUGUGUGAGGCUUUGUGAACAGGGGAUAAAUCCAGAAGCAUUAUCAUCUGUUAUUAAAGAACUGCGUAAGGCUACAGAAGCUCUAAAGGCUGCUGAAAAUAUGACAGGCUGACAUAGGAGAAGAUUUCUAUAUGAGAAGAAUGCCAAGUUAAAGUUCACAGAGACUUUGAAGAUUGCCACUGUUCAGGAAAAAAGUGAAAUAAGUAUGUGUGUGAAGGUUUCAGAAUAUUUCUGUAAUCUUCAUGAAAAGGAUGAUGUCUAGAAUAGCUUUGAAAAGAUUUUUUUUAAUAAGUUCACUAAUAAUCUCAUUCCUUGGUAUUUUUGUGAACUAUUUGUGAAUGUAGUGCAAUUGCUUUUCUUUGGCAUCCAGUAUUUUUUAAAUCAUGUGAGAUACUACACACUUGCUGAACUUCCUAGUGUGUAGCAACAAAUAUUGCUAUAAUGAGUAUAGCUUGUUAAUGCAUCGUUUAGAAGUGCUAAAAUAUCCUGGUUUUUUAUCUCUUGCUUUGAUGAAAAACUACAUGUACAAUUUUAAUUUUGCUUUAUGGACCAGAUAGGAAUGAAGCCCAUCCUGACUUUAUAUUAAUUAGAGUAAGGGUAGUGACUUAAGUCUCAAUCUGAAAGUAAGAAAUAAAGCCCUUUUGAUAAUGUAGGUAAUGAAUUGUUCUUUUGAUUCAAAUUGCUGGAAGAAGGUGGUUUUUAACUUGGAUAACAAAAGAACUUCAGUUAUCUAUGCAGAAAUGUGUGUAAACUUAAAUUCUAGAUUACAUGGAAUAUUUUAUGGAGUUCAGAUGCUACAUUUGUUGUGAUUACUAGACCUAAAAAUAUUAAGGCUCUAUUGUUACUGCCUUAGUCAAAACAUAUGAGAGAAGCAUCAGAUUUGGUUAAUGGGAAUCAAUGAGUCUUAAACAGUUAUUUGGCAUAGGAAAUUAUUCUCACUCAGCGCUAGGAGUCUUCACUGAUGCCAGAACAAAGUGUUUAUAGUAUAUACAGUAAACUGUUUAUCAUGUUACUUUCCAGUAGAUAUCCUUGCAUCCAGGAAUUCUACUUCAUAAGAAAAUGUUUUCUUGUUUAUUCUUCAUCUGCUGCUGUUGAAGCUUUUUUGAUUAUGUUUUUUAUUAGCAUGGUUCCAAGGUGUAGUGUUAAUGGUACCUAAAGUAACCUCCAAGGUUAGUAGGGUGGAGCACAUUUGCAAAAUGAACCAAGCCAAACAUUAUAUUUGUGCAGAGAAGAAAGGUCUUUCUACUUUAAGAGUUUACAUCAUAUGCACUCUAGGUCAUAGCUCUACAAAAAAGGAUCAAGGAGGCUAAAUACUUCAUGUUGCUGGCAGAGAGAACAGAAAAAUAUUUAUACUGCACUGAAUCACUUACCAUUAAUUCCAGUUAGCCUGGCCAAAAAGUCAUUCCUGGAGGAUGCUGUGAAGACUUCUGGAUAACUAAGCUGGGAGACUUUUAAGUGGUAUCACUUUACUCAUGAACACUUUAAAUCCUUUGUAAAUUGGUGUUGUAACUUCAGAUUUAUAACUUCUGAAUACUGGGGGGUUUUUUGAAAACAUUAAGGUGUCCCUAGGAUGAAAAGAUAGCAACAAUGAAAUUUAUCCUAGGAAGUCUGAGAAGUCAGUAAAAACAUCAUGAAAACACUAGGUCAGAUCAACACAAAUUAGCAAUUAGCUCUUUUACUUAAUUUUAUCUAGACUCAGUGCUACAUGUCAAAAGUGAGAAAAGACUGGGGAGCAUUCUUCCUGUUUUCAGGAGUCAAAUCUAAGUCUGUGAGUUCUCAAGUUUUCUGUAAACUGUAGCUAAUGUGCCCAAAAUAAUUAGGAAAUCAUAUUAGAGUGCAUGUUUCUGCUGGUGCUUUUCUUUUUCCUCCACUGUCAGAUCUUUGGGCAAUAAAGGACUUCCCUUGAAUCA